Molecule: messenger RNA, 2016 nt
Organism: Fraxinus pennsylvanica
Lineage: Eukaryota; Viridiplantae; Streptophyta; Magnoliopsida; Lamiales; Oleaceae
Source: the annotation of a GenBank genome assembly
AUGGACACUGCUAGGCGUUGUUUUGGCAAAUUACGGCUGAAAGAGAAACCUAAACCAUCAAGUAAGAAGGAAUCUAUACCUAGUGGGAAAGAAGGGUCAAAAACACCUUUGAAUGAGGAAAUACCUUCCACUGCAACUAAGCAGAAGGUUGAGGCUGCUAAGCAGUACAUAGAAAAGCAUUACAAGGAGCAGAUGAGGAGCCUGCAGGAACGGAAGGAGCGGCGUAAUAUGCUUGAAAAGAAACUGGCUGAUUCUGAGGUCUCUGAGGAAGAGCAAAACAACAUAUUGAAGUACUUGGAGAGAAAAGAAACAGAAUAUAUGCGCCUUCAAAGGCAUAAAAUGGGCGCUGAAGAUUUUGAGCCAUUAACAGUAAUAGGAAAGGGUGCAUUUGGAGAGGUUAGAAUUUGUCGAGAAAAGUCAACUGGGAAUAUUUACGCCAUGAAAAAGCUUAAGAAGUCGGAAAUGCUUCGUAGGGGCCAGGUUGAGCAUGUCAAAGCAGAAAGGAAUCUACUGGCUGAAGUUGGCAGCAACUGCAUUGUCAAACUCUAUUGUUCUUUCCAAGAUGAGGAAUAUCUUUAUCUAAUAAUGGAAUAUCUCCCUGGUGGAGAUAUGAUGACUUUGUUAAUGCGUAAGGAUACGUUAACUGAAGACGAGGCCAGGUUUUAUGUUGGAGAAACUGUACUUGCUAUUGAAUCUAUUCACAAACAUAAUUAUAUUCAUAGAGAUAUCAAGCCUGAUAACUUGCUUCUGGAUAGAAAUGGACACAUGAAAUUGUCAGAUUUCGGAUUAUGUAAACCGUUGGAUUGCAGCAAUAUCAAUGAAAAGGAUUUUUCAGUAGGAAAUAACUAUAGUGGGGCUCUUCAAAGUGAUGGGCGCCCUGCAAAACCGAAGCGCACUCAGCAGGAGCAACUACAGCACUGGCAAAGGAACAGAAGGAUGCUUGCCUAUUCGACUGUUGGUACACCUGAUUAUAUUGCUCCAGAAGUUUUGCUUAAGAGAGGAUAUGGAAUGGAAUGUGAUUGGUGGUCUCUCGGGGCUAUCAUGUAUGAAAUGCUUGUGGGAUAUCCACCUUUCUAUUCAGAGGAACCUCUGUCUACGUGUAGAAAGAUAGUAAACUGGAGAACUCAUUUAAAAUUUCCGGAAGAGGCAAAGAUAUCGCCAGAAGCAAAAGAUCUUAUCCGCAAGCUCUUAUGUAAUGUAGAGCAGAGGCUUGGAACAAGAGGCGCUGAUGAAAUUAAGGCUCACCCAUGGUUCAAAGGCAUUGAAUGGGAUAAGUUGUAUCAAAUGAAAGCUGCAUUCAUUCCAGAAGUUAAUGAUGAGUUGGAUACUCAAAACUUUGAAAAGUUUGAUGAGUCUGACAAUCAAGUCCCAAUGACAACAAAAUCAGGUCCCUGGAGGAAGAUGCUCUCUUCCAAGGACGUGAACUUUGUGGGUUACACCUAUAAGAACUUUGAAAUCGUGAAUGAUCAUGAAGUUCCUGGAAUUGCCCAAUUGAAGAAGAAGAGCACCAAACCAAAGAGACCUACUGUGAAGUCCCUUUUCAAUGAAGAAUUGAAUUCAACUUCCGCUCAACCUGCACAAGGAAGUUUUCUCAAUCUGCUACCUCCCACAUUGGAAGAUCCUAAAAGCGGGGAAGCAAUCAAGAAGGGUUUUUACAGAGCCUUGGGGCCAUAUCUUAAGCCCAUACGCUUUAAAGAGAUUACUCUCCACGUACCCAAUUACGCUUCUGCCUCUUUCGCUCUCAAGUUCAAAAUGCAGGCAAGUGACAGGUUCAAUAUUAACUCGCAGCUCGAGCAUUUACAAGCUAAAUAUGUGGGUACAGGGCACGCCGACAUGAAUCGAUUUGAGUGGGCGGUGAAUAUUCAACGCGAUAGUUACGCUUCGUAUGUUGGGCAUUAUCCGAUGUUAGCCUACUUUGCUGUAGCAGAAAAUGAAUCAAUUGGGAGGGAGCGCUACAAUUUCAUGCAGAAAAUGCUUUUGCCCUGUGGUCUUCCUCCCGAGAGAGAAGAUGACUGA